Molecule: messenger RNA, 1467 nt
Organism: Laetiporus sulphureus 93-53
Lineage: Eukaryota; Fungi; Basidiomycota; Agaricomycetes; Polyporales; Laetiporaceae
Exons: 2
Coding region: 1-1467 (488 amino acids)
Source: RefSeq, a predicted model, not a curated record
AUGGCUACCCACGCACGAUACAACCCGGCUCUCGGACCACCAGUUCAUCCUGGAACUUGCACCGAUGCCAUCUGGAAUGAGUACCAACAAGCAUUGGGAAUGUACGCACAAUACCAGGGAGCAAUUCCCAAGCAGCCAGUGGCACGGGAAAAGAAGAUGGGAAAAAUCAAGGAGUUUAGGGGAGACAAGCGAGAAUAUGCAUCGUUUCUCCGAAACGUGGAACAAUACCUAUUGGCAAAUGAAGGAGUCUACAGUGACGACUUCAGCAAAAUUGCCUUCGUCCUCUCCCAAAUCGACUCCUCAUUCACAGCAGGAAAGUGGGCCGAGUCAUGGGAAGCCAACCAAAUGGCAAAACACAGCAAUCUUGGGACGUACCAGGAUUUCAAGACGACGCUUACCGAAAAGUAUGGAGGUGUCGCAACCAAGGACCAAGCCUGGCAAGUACUUCUCGAAGGAAAAUACAAGCAGGACAAGCAAACCGUCGACGAGUAUAUCGGAAAUCUCGAUAUCCUCUACCGAUAUGCCGAAAUCGACGACGAAUACGCCAAGCUCAUCCACUUCAAGCGAGGCCUUAAUGAGAAACUUGCAGAAAAAGUCUUCAUCACGGAAAAUCUGCCAACGACCUAUGCAGCAGCAUGCAAGGCCACAAGAAAGGUCACGAACCUCCAGGAUAUUCAUAGCGGAAAGACAAAUAUCUUCAAGUUCAUCUCAGGCUCUUCAGGAAGCGGAAGAAGGAUGGAGAAGGACCUGACGCAAUGGACAUUGAUCGGAUCUCCCCAGAAACCCAUCAGAAACGUUCUUCCAGAAUAUGAUCCGGCACCAGAUCGCUCAGGAAAGACAACUUCAUAUGCCAAAACCAAGACGUCCAAUUCCAGGACGAAGAAAUACUCCGGAUCUGGCAGACGAAGAAAGACUUCCAAGCUGACUAAAUCUUACUCCAAGAGAACGGAGAGGAAACACCGACGAGUAAAGAGAGUCGAAGAAAGCGACUCUGAGGACAACUUGGAGGAGUCGGAACAGGAAGAAUCAGAAUCCUCAUCAUCAGAAGAAUCAGAAUCUGAGUCAUCAGAAUCUGAAGAAGUAUCCGAACAAGAAACGGUUGUUCACAGGGUACGAAGAACUCGUCCUGUUAAAACCAAAACAGUUCGCAAAAUCAGACGAACCAAGGACGAAUCCAGUGACUCAGAAGAAGAGUCAUAUGUGAUUCAAAGAUUCAUUCUCAAGGAAGAACUCGCCAGGAUACAAUGGGAAGAUGCACUCAAAAUGCGAGGAGACCGUAUUAAGAAACGCAAUAUGACGAUGCCCCAUCUCGACGAUCUUCUGGAAUUCGGAGACAAUUCAGAUAAAUAUGAAUAUGCACGCCGAUAUCCACCACCCAUGGAAAAAGAUGAUCCAGAGAGUUUUGAAAUUGGGUGCACGUUGGGAUCUUGUGGCAUCCAGAUAAAGAAACGGUCCCCGAGGAAGUAA